AUGCUGCUACGCUUCAUAAGGUUUGAUAAUGAUGUAACGCACCCUGAAUGUUUAUUAGCUGAUAAAGCCGCUGCUAUACGAGAUAUUUGGACUAUGUUCAUUUCAAAUUUGAACAAAAACUACAAGCCUCGUGAAUGUAUUACGUCGACGAACAGCUAUAUGGAUAUCGUGGGCGGACUUGCUUUACUCAAUGUAUGCCAUCAAAACCUGAAAAGUACGGCAUAA
This is a messenger RNA of Parnassius apollo (apollo), 225 nucleotides long. NCBI's taxonomy places the organism in Eukaryota, Metazoa, Arthropoda, Insecta, Lepidoptera, Papilionidae. The record is from the annotation of a GenBank genome assembly.